AUGGUUUCUUUUUCCCUAAUCUCUAAAUUAACUCUAAAAAAGUUAAACAAAAAAGUUGUUCUUCAUGUUUGGAUUAUUAACAUUAAGGAAAAAGGCCAUUCAUUGUGGUUCAUUAUUGGUCAAGAUAGUAGUGGUUGUAUUCAAAUUGUAGUUAAGAAUAAAGAACUAAUUUCCCGGCUAAAGGAAAUAAAAAAAGGAGAUUUAUUAAAAAUACGGGGUAUUAUCAAAAUAAAAAAAGCAGAAAAGGACGCGAAAAAAAAUGAGCAAAUCGAAAUGGAAUUAGAAAAAUAUCAGUUAAUAAAUAGCAGUAAAAAUUUACCCUUUGCCCUUAAAGAUGAAGUUAAUAUUAAUGAAGAUACUCGCUAUCGUUAUCGUUAUCUAGAUUUGCGUCGUCCUUGUAGAUUUAUUGAGGUUGAAACCCCCAUUUUAGCCCCUAGUUCACCCGAAGGAGCCCAGUGUUUCGUAGUUCCUGCUAACCGAAAAAACCGUUAUUAUACUUUACCUCAAUCUCCCCAAAUUUUUAAACAGUUGUUAAUGAUAGGAGGAUUAGGAAAAUAUUAUCAAAUUGCUAA
Molecule: messenger RNA, 572 nt
Organism: Funneliformis geosporum
Lineage: Eukaryota; Fungi; Glomeromycota; Glomeromycetes; Glomerales; Glomeraceae
Source: the annotation of a GenBank genome assembly